AUGACUCCUCAGCAGCAGGACCUGAUUGGUUUGGUCUUGUUUGGAACUGCCAAAUGCAAUCCCAAAGAUAAACUGAAAAAUAUUUCACGUCCUCUGGAUCUUGCCCACCCAAAUGUGGAAUAUGUAAAGCAGAUUGAUUUGAUUAUGAGUGAUACAAAUGCUGCAUCACUACAGCGAACUUACAGUUCAUCAGAGCAGUGCUCACUUGCAGAUGCUCUUUGGUAUUGCAGCUCGUUGUUUUCUCAAAGUGGAAGUAACUUUGAAGAAAAAAGAACCCUGUUAUUUACGGAUGACAGUGAUCCUCACUCUACAGAUACCGAUCAAGCACACAAGGCACGAAAGAGAGCCAAAGAUUUGAAUCAACUGAACAUUUCACUUGAGUUGCUCCCAAUGGGGACCAAUUUUGAUUACUCAACAUUUUAUAAGGAGCUUGUGGAGAUUGUGAAUGGCUUCUCUGACACAGAAGUUGAUGCCACAUCGAAGCUGGAAGAACUCCUUGUACGAGUUAAGAGGUUGGACUUCAGAACUAGAUGCCAUGCCAAGUUGAAGUGGAAUUUGGGAAUGGGAGUUUCUCUAGGAGUCUCUCUGUACACGUUUUAUAGAGAGGCCAGUAUACUACCUAAGGAGCCUUUGUAUCGAGCUACGAAUGAGCCGGUUAGAAGUGUGAAACAAACUCAUGAUCAGGCGACUGGACAGCUAUUGUUGCCCUCCGAUGUUGUGAACUAUGUAACCGUAGCGGGAAAGGACAUUGUCUUUGCCAGUGAAGAAAAAGAAAUGAUGUAUAAGUUGGAAGAGCCUGAACUAACUUUGUUGGGUUUUGAGCCACUUACCUCUGCCAAGGAAGAUUUGCAUUUUGGCCCGUCUUCUUUUGCAUAUGCGGAAGAAACUUUGAUCAAAGGAAGCAAUGACCUUAUGAGUGAUGCAGUGUAUCACCAAACAGAAGGUGGCACUGUACCGCAUGACCUCACGAUACAGAGCCGCCACAAAAUAUGUUGUAUCGCCAAACAGAAGGUGGCACUGUACCGCAUGACCUCACGAUACAGAGCCGCCACAAAAUAUGUGUACCUUUUUCCCCGUGAUGAGACAUUUGACAGUGCUGGAAACAUGCAGACUUCUCUUGGCUUUCAUGUGAUUCCUGUACCAUAUUCCAAUAAUGCCAGAGUACAAAAGUUUGGUGAAAAAUCAUCUGAGGUUACGAGUGAAGUUAUGCUGCUUGCAAAAAAAUUGAUGACCAAAUUGAAAUUCGUUUUUAAACUAAGCGACUCUAAAAAGGAAAAGUUACGACUUUUUUGGGAACAUUUGGAAGCUCUUGCUUUGGGAUACCUAAUUCCAAAUGAUGUUGAAGAUCAAACAUUUCCAGAUAAAGCCGCCCAGACAGAAAGAUUGGGUCCAUUAAACAAAGAGUUCAACAACGCUUGCUCACUGAAUGGGGAAGACACCUCUGUACUCUGGCAUCAUUGUAAUAUGGCACAGGAAUCACAUGAAAGCCAAGAGAAGUCUGCAGGUUUCCAGCACUGUCAAACGUCUCAUCAC
Homalodisca vitripennis (glassy-winged sharpshooter) is the source of this 1533-nucleotide messenger RNA. Its product is annotated as X-ray repair cross-complementing protein 6-like. Gene Ontology annotation, biological process: cellular response to X-ray; double-strand break repair via nonhomologous end joining; telomere maintenance. Lineage: Eukaryota; Metazoa; Arthropoda; Insecta; Hemiptera; Cicadellidae. The annotation marks the transcript as partial. Gene Ontology annotation, cellular component: nucleus; Ku70:Ku80 complex. Gene Ontology annotation, molecular function: telomeric repeat DNA binding; double-stranded DNA binding; damaged DNA binding. The record is from RefSeq and is a predicted model, not a curated record. The transcript has 2 exons.